UUCCUAGAUUCUAGCGAACCUGGUAACAGUCUUUGUCAGUGCCCAUUUCCAACAGUCCCAAACCCCAAAUCAAUCGAAACACGAACACACUCAACUGUAAACAACUUUUUGAGAAUAAAAAUCCUAAAUAGUUAAACCAUAUCCCUUCCUUCACAGCUUUACUCUCUCUCUCUCUCUCUCUCUCUGGAUCCUAACACUUCCAAUUUCAUAGUACUAUAACAAACAAAAACUGUUUCCUCUCUCUCUCUCUAAUAACUAAAGAAAAAGUGUAGGUUGAUACAUGGCUGUGUACAAACCUGAGGAUGAGUAUGACUACCUGUUCAAACUGGUUUUGAUUGGUGAUUCUGGUGUGGGAAAAUCCAAUUUGCUCUCGAGGUUCACGAGGAACGAGUUUAAUUUGGAGUCCAAAUCUACUAUUGGGGUAGAGUUUGCUACCAAGAGUAUGAAAAUUGAUGGCAAGGUCAUCAAGGCUCAGAUUUGGGACACUGCUGGCCAAGAAAGGUACCGUGCUAUUACUAGUGCUUACUACCGAGGAGCUGUUGGUGCAUUGCUGGUGUAUGAUGUCACUCGGCACACAACAUAUGAGAAUGUCGCAAGGUGGUUGAAGGAGUUGAGGGAGCACACAGACCCCAACAUUGUGGUCAUGCUGAUUGGCAACAAGUCAGAUCUUCGACACCUUGUGGCCGUUCCAACAGAGUACGGAAAAUCAUUUGCAGAGAGAGAGUCCCUCUACUUCAUGGAAACUUCUGCAUUGGAAGCAACCAAUGUGGAAAAUGCUUUUACUGAAGUUCUCACCCAGAUAUACCGGAUCGUGAGCAAGAGGGCAGUUGAUGCAGGUGAUAGUGGAAGUUCUUCCUCUCUUCCAUCAAAAGGACAAACAAUAAAUGUCAAAGAUGAGUCCUCAGUUCUGAAGAGAAUUGGGUGCUGCUCAAGCUAGGGAUGAUGGUUUUACAGCAUCUUUUAUUUCUCUGUCAAGUGAUUAACACAAUCUCGCUGUAAAAUAAAAGCUAGUCUGUCAUACAUUGUUUGGAAAAUUGCCAAAAGGGCAUGAUGCAUGAAUUGAUAUCCAUACAGCUACAGGACAGGUUAACUGAAUAUAUUAUAUGCCAUAGAUCUUUGUUUGCUGAAGGUUGUAAUAACUGGGUUUCUUUGUUUGUAACAAUAUUGUGGCAAGCAAGCUACGUACAGGACAGGGCAAAUGAACAUUUUGUGUAAUUGAUCUUUCUUUGCCGAAGGUUGUAAUUACCAAGCUUUCUAAUUAGCUUGUAA
This is a messenger RNA of Quercus robur (English oak), 1269 nucleotides long. RefSeq names its product ras-related protein Rab11D. Lineage: Eukaryota; Viridiplantae; Streptophyta; Magnoliopsida; Fagales; Fagaceae. The coding region runs from base 281 to 937 and encodes 218 amino acids. The transcript has 2 exons. The record is from RefSeq and is a predicted model, not a curated record. Gene Ontology annotation, cellular component: endosome. Gene Ontology annotation, molecular function: GTP binding; GTPase activity.